CUUCGCAUCCUGGGGAGGAGACAUCUAGCGGGGGCGUCCUGAAGGUCAGACUCGCCGCAGCUCUUCGAGGAGUCCGUUCCGAAGUGGGUCCCGGCGCUUUGACCCUGCGAGGGGACUGCGCUCCCCAAGUUGUGUCCUGCGCACCUGGGGGCCAGCACCUGGCGGCGAAGGCGGCUUCUCUUCUAGAUUCAGUGGCUGCGCUCGCUGCGGUGACUUUCCAGAGCCCAGAAAGUAGUUUACCGCUUCAGUCUGGGUUCUGCCGGAAACUGCAUUGGCCUCCAUGUGAAGUCACAGUAGAGACCCGUCUCUGUGCGUUGGGAUCAGGGCGACGGCUCCCUGCUCGUGCCUGAAGAGGGGCUCUGUUCUCCAUGGUGACUGGCAGCAGGAGUAGAGGCUCGUCCUAGAUGUCAGGCACCCCUCCUCCUCGCUGGAGUGCAGCUCCGCUCCAGGCCCCGGCAGAACAGCGCCUGCAGGAGACGCCCCGCGGCCUCAGGAUGCCGGCCACCUAACUUCAUGCGCCCCACCCGCCCCGUCGCCGUGGGUGGCUUACCAUCGGAGAGCCCCGCCAGCUCUGACCCGGGCCCUGCAUCUGCGCCUGCAAUGUCUCUGCUCCACGCGCUGGGCCCCGUGCAGACCUGGCUGGGGCAGGAGCUGGAGAAGUGCGGCGUCGACGCCGUGGUCUACACGCGCUAUGUCCUCAGCCUGCUGCUGCACGACAGCUGUGACUACGACCUCCAGGAGCAGGAGAAUGACAUCUUCCUGGGCUGGGAAAAAGGAGCUUAUAAGAAAUGGGGAAAGAGUAAGCGGAAGUGCUCCGAUCUAACUCUGGAAGAGAUGAAAAAGCAGGCUGCUGUCCAGUGUCUGCGGUCGGCUUCUGACGAGAGCUCCGGCAUCGAGACCCUGGUGGAGGAGCUCUGCGCCCGGCUGAAGGACCUUCAGAGCAAGCAAGAAGAGAAGAUUCACAAGAAGCUCGAAGGCUCGUCCUCCCCAGAGGCAGAGUUAUCCCCUCCGGCGAAGGAUCAAGUGGAGAUGUACUACGAAGCAUUCCCGCCUCUUUCGGAGAAGCCAGUCUGCUUGCAGGAAAUCAUGACGGUGUGGAACAAGUCUCCAGUCUGCUCUUACUCUCGCUCUUCUUCGUCAUCCACGGCGCCCCCAGCCAGCACAGACACGUCCUCUCCCAAGGACUGCAACAGUGAGGGCGAGGCCAUCAAGGGCAGGCGCCAUGAAGCGCCCAGCACCGCCCACGAGGAAGCCCAGAGCAGAAGCAGAGACGAGAAGGAGAACACGCUCAGUCCCGGCACAGCGGACGGCAAGCCUGCUCUGCACAAGAAGCAACCCCGACAUAAACCCGAAGGCAAGGCUCGGCCUCGCACGUGGUCUUCCGGCUCCAGCGAGGCGGGCUCCGGCUCCGGCGGUGACCGGGGAGAGCUGAGAGCGCCCGCGAGGUGUGUGAAGGUGCGACACAAGACCCGAGAAAGUCGGAGCAAGAAAGGGCGGAACGGGCAGAACAGGCUGUCUCUGAAGCCCGGCGAGAAGGCGGACAGAGGCUCGCACGCUGGCGGCGGCGGCGGCUCCAGCAAGCAGCCGUGCAGGCGGGGUAAGCGGCCCUUGAAGGAGAUGGGGAGGAAGGACGCGGGCAGCACGGAGGGCGGAGACCUGUGCCUGGACGGCAGGGACGAGGAGGAGUACAAGGAGGAGCCUCUGUGGUACACCGAGCCGCUCGCCGAGUGCUUUGCGCCCCUGAGCAGGAAGAGCAAGCUGGAGACCACGUACCGCGCCAGGCCGGACGCCGGCGGCCCGGCGGCCGGGGCCGUGGAGGAGCUGUGCCAGUCCGUGCGCGGCCUGUGCGUCGGCGGUGGCGCGGGGCGGAGAGCGCACCUCCCGGCGGGCACGUUCGUCGACGGCCACUUCGUGGAAAUGCCCGCGGUCGUGAACGAGGAUCUCGACCUCACCGGGACCUCCUUCUGUUCUCUCCCAGAGGACAGCAACUACUCGGAUGACAUUCAUCUGUCAGAGUUAACCCACUUCUAUGAAGCGGAUAUCGAUCAAUCCAUGUUGGAUCCUGGUGCCUCAGAGACAACGCAAGGAGAAAGUCGGAUUCUGAACAUGAUUCGACAGCAAAGCAAAGAGACGGCAGAUUUUGAGGCAGAAUGUUGCAUAGUGUUAGAUGGGAUGGAGCUGCAAGGGGAUCGUGCAAUAUGGACAGACCCCGCCAGCCCUUUGGGUGCCGAGGGCUUCUUCCUGCAGGACCUCGGCGGUCUGGCUCAGUUCUGGGACUGCUGCUCGUCCAGCUCCGGCGACGCCGACGGGGAGAGUUUCGGAGGCGAUUCUCCGAUCCGACUCUCCCCGCUCCUGGACCGCGCGCCGCUCGAGCCGCACCCGCUCGCCGGCAGCCAGGAGCGCUUCUCGGAUGCUAACGAAGGAUCUGGCAUCAACUCUUGUUUUUCAGUGUUUGAAGUGCAAUGCAGUAAUUCUGUUUUACCAUUUUCUCUUGAAACACUCAACUUGGGAAAUGAAAAUACGGAUUCCAGUGCUAAUAUGUUUGGGAAAACGCAGUCUAGGUUGCUAAUAUGGACCAAAAAUAGUGCCUUUGAAGAAAAUGAACACUGUUCAAAUCUCUCAACGAGAACGUGCAGCCCGUGGUCCCAUUCAGAAGAGACACGUUCAGACAAUGAGACACUGAGCGUUCAGUUUGAGGAGUCCACUCAGUUUAACGCAGAAGACAUGAAUUACGUAGUUCCUCGAGUCUCGUCCAACUAUGUAGAUGAAGAGCUUCUAGAUUUUUUGCAAGAUGAAACUUGCCAGCAAAACAGUAGAACUUUAGCAGAAAUUCCUACUUUAGUUUUCAAAAAGAGAUCUAAACUAGAAUCUGUCUGUGGUAUUCAGCUCGAACAGAAAACAGAACACAAAACCUUCGAACCUUCGCAGGGAGGAGGCGGGAGCAGCCCGCGUGGCGGCGGCUACAGCUCAGGGGUCAUCAAGGACAUCUGGGCGGAGAUGGCGGGCAGGAGUUCUGUGGCCGCGGCGGACAUCGAGGGGGUGGACGGCGCGCCGUUCCCCACAGACCUAAACAACCCCUGCGGCUGCGUGCAGGCCGCCGCGCGCGUGGGGCCCCUGCAGGCGCCCGGGAGGGCCGUGCAGAGGUCGGAGUACCGCCUGUGGGAGGGGCAGAGGGCGCGCCCCGAGAAGGGGGCCUUUGUGCCCAGCGAGCUCCCGCCGGUGGACGCUGGCGACUACACCACUCCCUCCAGGCCCUGGGACGUAGCCCAAGAUAAGGGGAGCGCGUUCAUUCUCGGGGGUGUCUACGGGGAGCUCAAGGCCUUCGCGAGCGACGGGGAGUGGGCGGUGGUGCCCCCCGGCCACCCGAAGGGCAGCCUGCUGCAGGGCGCCGCGUCCGACGUGGUGACGAUCGCCGGGACGGACGUCUUCACGACCCCGGGGGGCGGCGGCGCCCCCGGCCACAGGCAGCUGUGGAGACCUUGCGUGUCACUUGGGCAGAGCGACCAGCCGAAGCGUGGGGAAAAUGGGUUGAACAAGGGGCUCUCUUUUAUCUUCCAUGAAGACUUACUGGGAGCUUGCAGUGACUUCCAAGUGGAAGACCCUGGGCUUGAAUAUUCCUUCUCCUCCUUUGACUUGACCAAUCCAUUUUCACAAGUCCUUCAUGUAGAAUGUUCGUUUGAACCGGAAGGGAUUGCAUCUUUCAGCCCCAGUUUUAAGCCGAAAUCAAUCCUCUGCUCUGACUCAGACAGCGAGGCGCUGCACCCCAGGAUCUGUGGUGUUGACAGGACACAGUACCGGGCCAUUCGCAUCUCCCCUCGAACUCACUUCCGCCCAAUUUCUGCGUCUGAGCUGUCCCCGGGAGCAGGAAGCGAGUCGGAAUUUGAAUCUGAGAAAGAUGAAGCAAAUGUUCCCCUCCCUCCUCAGGCUGACGGGUUUGAGGAUGCACAGGCUGACCUCAAGCCGCUGGAGGAAGAUGCCGAGAAAGAAGGCCAUUACUACGGGAAGUCAGAGCUGGAGUCUGGAAAGUUCCUUCCCAGGUUGAAGAAAUCGGGGAUGGAAAAGAGUGCUCAGACGUCCCUGGACUCCCAGGAGGAAUCGACUGGGGCGCUUCCGGCAGGGGGGCAGAGUCCGUGUGUGGGGUGCAGCGCCGGCGACUCCCUGGAGAUCGGCCUGGGAAGUUCAGAAGCAAAUUGUAAAAUAAUGGCUCAGUGUGAGGAAGAAGUUAAUAAUUUUUGCAGUUGCAAAGCAGGUUGUCAGUUUCCUGCUUACGAAGAUGAUCCAGUUCCUCCAGGGCGGCUGGAAGAGCUCCCCGCAUUGAACACCGAUGUGCACGGGGUGAACAGAAGUCCGGAGAAGCAGACCUGGUGGGAGAAAGCCUUGUACUCUCCUCUCUUCCCCGCGUCGGAGUGUGAAGAGCCUUACACAAAAACCAGGGGCGGGAGUGGCCUAGAAGAGCAUCCAGAUGCUAAAGAAAUGCCCAGUAACGAAGAGCGUCUGGUAGAUUGUAAUAGGGUAAGUGGACUGUCCUGCUGCUUGUUCUUCACUUACAAACGGCCAUCGCGCCCCUCCCUGUCACUCAGGCCACUGCCCAGCGUCCCCAGGCUCCGGGCGUGACCUUCCUCCCCUGGCCUCGACCCCUGUGUGGCCCCCUCCUCACCUCCCGCUGCAGGGCCCCCAGAUUGCUGCCUCUCGCCUGCCCUGUUCACAGCCCCGGAGGGCACCGGUGGACACCCGGCACCGGCCCCCU
Condylura cristata (star-nosed mole) is the source of this 4747-nucleotide messenger RNA. Its product is annotated as KIAA0232 ortholog. Lineage: Eukaryota; Metazoa; Chordata; Mammalia; Eulipotyphla; Talpidae. The record is from RefSeq and is a predicted model, not a curated record. The transcript has 8 exons. The coding region runs from base 514 to 4614 and encodes 1366 amino acids.